Messenger RNA from Trichoderma reesei QM6a, 507 nucleotides. RefSeq lists its product as uncharacterized. The record is from RefSeq and is a predicted model, not a curated record. The coding region runs from base 1 to 507 and encodes 168 amino acids. Gene Ontology annotation, molecular function: carbon-sulfur lyase activity. NCBI's taxonomy places the organism in Eukaryota, Fungi, Ascomycota, Sordariomycetes, Hypocreales, Hypocreaceae. The transcript is spliced from 3 exons.
AUGGCAAAUCAAACCUGGAAAGCUGAGCCGCCGUACAAGAAACCCAACGAGUCCUUCACCAAGAAGCUCCAAGGCUCGUGCCACUGCGGCCGCGUAAAGUACUGGCUCAGUCAAGACAAGCCUCUCGCCUCCAAGUACUGCCACUGCGAUGGCUGCAAAGUGCUCCACGGCGCACCUUUCCAAUGGGCAGCAAUCUUCAAAAAGCAGGACAUGGCAUUCGAGAGCGGCGCCGAAAACCUACGCUUUUACAACUCCAGUUCUCAAGCACAGGAGCGUGAAUUGCCCUGCAAAGUGAGCUGCUCUUACUGCGGCAGUCUCAUCAUGGACGAGGGGCGCAACAUGGUUCUACUGUUUCCAACGCUUCUCUCUUUCGAGAAUGAAGCCCAGAGAAAAAGCUUUGAUGUGCAGUGUCACCUCUUCUAUCCGCAGAGGGUCGUCGAUUUGCCGGAUGGAAAGCCCAAAUGGUCAGGGCUGGAUGAUAAAAGCGAGCUUCUGGAUGAACCUUGA